AUGGGUUCAGCAAAUAUCAGAGACCUCUUGACUUCUUUUAGUCCGAAUUUGGACUUCUUCGCUAUCAGCUCCGGUGAUGGUCGAAUUAAGAUUUGGGACACUGUGAAGGGUCACGUUCAGACAGAGUUUGCGGACAUUGUGUCGUCCGAAGCAACAAAUUUAUUUACCAAGCCAGGAAGUGGGCAUCUUUCUGUUGAUUAUACAUGCAUGGAGUGGUUGUCUUUGGAUAAAAAGAGAAAAAGAAAGCUUGGAACUUCAUUAUUGGUGUUAGGAACGGGUAGUGGUGAUAUUUUGGCACUGGACGUAUCGGUUGGCCAGUUGAAGUGGAGGGUUACUGAUUGCCAUCCGGGGGGCGUGAGUGCUAUUUCAUUUCCAACAGUUGGUUCAUGUGUUUACACUGCGGGUGCUGAUGGGAUGAGUUGUGAACUCGAUUCCAUGACAGGAAAUUUGUUGCGCAAGUUCAGAGCUUCUACAAAAGCAAUAUCUUCUAUAUCUGUUUCCUCAGAUGGGAAGACAUUAGCGACUGCAGCUGCUCAAUUAAAGAUUUUUAAUGGUUCAGAUCACAAAAAGCUACAGAAGUUUUCAGGCCAUCCUGAAACUGUUCGCUGUAUGGUUUUCUCUGAAGAUGGCCGAUAUGUGCUUUCUUCUUCUGCUGGUGAACGAUAUGUUGCAGUUUGGAGAAUAGAUGGUAGCAAAAAGAAAUCAGCCUGCUGUGUUCUUGCUAUGGACCACCCUGCUGUCUUUCUGGAUAGCAGGUGCAUUGAUGCUCAAGAUACAGACGUAGCAGGUCUAUGCGUUUUGGCCAUUUCUGAGAUGGGUGUUUGUUACUUUUGGUGUGGGAUGAAUAUUGAAGAAUUACGCAACUCCAAGCCCACAAAAGUCUCCGUACCUACUGAUGAUAGACUCUCUAAAAAUCACAAGGGAGCAGUACCUAACAUAUUAGCUGCAAAGUUACAAGGCAUAGCCAAACCUGCUGCAGGUCAUGUCUUUGUUGCCUAUGGUUUACUAAUAAAGCCCUCAUUUGAGAAAAUUAUUGUUCAGUCUGGCACAGACAUACAAUUGAACAAUUCCUUGGAUGGAAUCCUUUUGCCAUUUAAAAAAACUCAAAAAUCCAAGAAAGGUUCAGAUGUACAGAAUGAAGUUACUGCACUAGACCGUGCAAAUGCAGAGGAUGCCUUACUUCCUAUACCUAAGAUUUUUGGGUUGACUGAUGGCAGGAGUAGAGCUGAGCCUCUGGCGAGCAAAGAUGAUGUGGAUAAAAUUGGAGUUGAUAUUGGGACAUUCUGUGUGGAGGACAGGCUGAGAUCCCUAGGGAUACUUAACAAUGAUAAUGAUCUUAUGUCUGAUUCAAUGCUUGAUCUUGAAAUAUUGAAGGGUAUCGGUCGUGAAGCUAAUAUGCCGCAAAAGAAGAUGAGGGCUGCUAUUUUAUCCUUAGUACCCAGUGAUGCGUACAAGUUGUUGAAAGCCUUGGUGGCCAUGUGGCAAUCCAGAUCAUGCAGUGGAAGGUAUGUUCUUCCAUGGAUAAGUUGUAUAUUGGUGAACCACAAUGACUAUAUUGUAUCUCAAGAACCAGUGACCCAGCUGCUUGAUUCCUUGUACAGGCUUACAAAAACUAGAGGGGCAGCUAUUCACUCAUUGUUGCAGUUGUCAGGUCGUCUGCAUCUUGUAACGGCAAAGAUUGACAAGGCUGCGGAUAGCAAAAACCAAACCUUAGCACAGGAUCAGCCUAUGGAUGAAACUGAAGAUGAAGAUGUUGAUGAGUUUCUUUAUGGUGUAGAAGAAGAAUCCCAAACUAGCAGUGACAAUGAUGAGUAG
Messenger RNA from Ilex paraguariensis (yerba mate), 1815 nucleotides. Lineage: Eukaryota; Viridiplantae; Streptophyta; Magnoliopsida; Aquifoliales; Aquifoliaceae. The record is from the annotation of a GenBank genome assembly.